Molecule: messenger RNA, 534 nt
Organism: Encephalitozoon cuniculi GB-M1
Lineage: Eukaryota; Fungi; Microsporidia; Unikaryonidae
Product: peroxiredoxin
Exons: 1
Coding region: 1-534 (177 amino acids)
Biological process (GO): response to oxidative stress; hydrogen peroxide catabolic process; cellular response to stress
Cellular component (GO): cytosol
Molecular function (GO): thioredoxin peroxidase activity
Source: RefSeq, marked provisional
AUGUUUCCUAAGACUCUUACCGAUAGCAAAUAUAAGGCAUUUGUGGAUGGAGAGAUCAAGGAGAUUUCUCUGCAGGAUUACAUAGGGAAGUAUGUUGUGCUUGCCUUUUAUCCUCUGGACUUUACCUUUGUGUGUCCCACGGAGAUCAACAGAUUCAGUGAUCUCAAGGGAGCGUUUCUUCGGAGAAACGCAGUGGUUCUGCUUAUUUCCUGCGACUCUGUCUACACACACAAGGCUUGGGCCUCCAUUCCAAGGGAGCAGAACGGCGUUCUGGGAACUGCAUGGCCCAUGGUGUGGGAUGCAAAAAGAGAGCUCUGCAACCAGUUUGGGCUAUAUGACGAGGAAAACGGGCAUCCCAUGCGGAGCACGGUCAUUCUUGCGAAGGACCUAAGUGUCAGGCAUAUAAGCUCUAACUACCAUGCAAUUGGAAGGUCUGUGGACGAGAUUAUCCGCCUUAUUGAUGCUAUUACCUUCAACGAUGAGAAUGGGGAUAUAUGUCCUGCUGAAUGGAGGAGUGAGAACAAGGAUAAUUAA